AAACUUAAAGAACUACUGCUUGUUCUGUUUUAACUUUUGGCUGCUGAUUCUGUCUUAAGAAAAGGGUGAUCUGAAACUUUGCACUUUCGUAUUUUUUAGGGUUUUAUAAGUGUUUAAAUACACUAUCAAAGCUUCUUUUUUUUUUAAUCCGUAUUUUCUUAUUUUUUUGCCGACCACGUAGCUACAGUGCUCAGUAAUGUAAACAUAGACUAGAAUCGCGCGUACAUAAUUUAUAUUCCAACUGUGAAACAAAGAAAAAUAUGGGAAACUCCAAACGUUCAGUUUGAACAUUGUCGUACUACUACUGUCGCUAGUUUAUUCGGGUUUAUUUAAACUAUUUUUAGCUGUAUAGUUGAAUACUAAACCAACACACACAAACGAACGGAAACAUUGUGACUUGAGAUUCUCCUGCCACGCGCGUUAAAAUCCACCGGACUGGAGUCCUUUACCUGGACGUUACCGUGGAGGUGUAUCGAGCAUGGAGACGGAUUCAGUAACCGGUGGCGACGUGGGCUCGGUUCAGGGAGGCAUGAUUUCUUUAGACCCAGUGGUCGAUGGGAUUUUGAUGGACUCGUUUUGCCAGCAGCAGGGAUGGGUGCGGGUCUACGAUGUGAAGGGUCCACCCAGCCACCGCUUCUCCUGUGGCCAGUCGCCGUUCACGGAGCCCUGCAUUUGGGAGAGGAAGUACUGCAUCCUGACCGAUAGCCAGCUCAUCCUGCUCAACAAGGAGGAAGAGAUGCCAUCUGAAGUCCAUGAAAGCCCCACAGCAUCCUCAUCAAAGGGUCGCAGCCUGAGAAGGACAGUCAGUGUGCCCUCUGAAGGACCGUUCCCAGAGUAUCCACCAGAGGGAACCUCAAUGUUAGCGGAAGCGUCUGCGGAGCGCUCUCCUAGGCGGAGGAGCAUAUCGGGGCUGGGCAGCUCGGAGAAGAACAUUCCCAUGGAUGGCCCCAACUCCUCACCCUUCAAAGUGCCUGGAUUUUUAAGUAAGCGACUGAAAGGAUCCAUCAAAAGGACGAAGAGUCAAACAAAGCUGGACCGCAACACAAGUUUUAGACUCCCGUCGCUACGACCAACAGAAAAUGACAGGUCACGGGGCCUGACCAAAUUGAAGGAGUCCUGUUCCCAUGAGUCUCUACUGAGUCCAGGCAGUGCUGUUGAAGCUCUGGAUCUGAGUAUGGAGGAGGACGUCUACAUCAAACCUUUACACAGCAGCAUUCUAGGACAAGACUUCUGCUUUGAGGUGGCAUACUCAGGUGGAAGUAAGUGCUUCAGCUGCUCCUCUGCUGCUGAACGGGACAAAUGGAUGGAGAACCUCAAGAGAACUGUGCAGCCUAAUAAGGACAACUGCCGACGGGCGGAAAACGUCCUCCGUCUGUGGAUCAUCGAGGCCAAAGAUCUGCCACCGAAAAAGAAGUAUUUCUGUGAGCUGUGUCUGGAUGACAUGCUGUACGCCCGCACCACCAGCAAAACCCGCUCUGACUGCCUGUUCUGGGGGGAACACUUUGAGUUCUCCGGUGUGCCGUCCAUUAAGAGCAUCACUGUACACAUCUACCGUGAUGUUGACAAGAAAAAGAAGAAGGACAAAAACAACUAUGUGGGCCUGGUGAACAUACCAGUGCAAGGAGUGAUGGGAAGGCAGUUUGUGGAGAAAUGGUAUCCGGUCAGCACCCCCACCACCAGCAAAUCCAAAGGUGGAGGCCCCUCCAUCCGCAUCAAAUCUCGCUUCCAAACGGUCUCUAUCCUGCCCAUGGAGCAGUACAAGGAGUUUGCGGAGUUUGUGACCAAUAACUAUACCAUGUUGUGCUCUGUGUUGGAGCCCGUCAUCAGUGUGAAGAACAAAGAGGAGAUGGCCAGCGCGCUUGUGCACAUACUGCAGAGCACGGGACGAGCGAAGGACUUCCUAACAGAUCUGGUGAUGUCUGAGGUGGAUCGCUGCGCUGACCAUGACGUGCUGAUCUUUAGGGAGAACACGCUAGCCACCAAAGCCAUUGAAGAAUACCUCAAAUUGGUGGGACAGAAGUACCUACAUGAUGCACUAGGAGAGUUUAUUAAAGCCCUUUAUGAGUCAGAUGAAAAUUGCGAAGUAGACCCAUCGAAGUGCUCCAGCAAUGAGCUUCCAGAGCACCAAAGUAACCUAAAGAUGUGCUGUGAGCUGGCCUUCUGCAAGAUCAUCAACUCUUACUGUGUGUUUCCACGGGAACUGAAGGAAGUGUUUGCAUCAUGGAAGCAGCAGUGUCAUGCUCGAGGGAAGCAGGACAUCAGUCAGCGUCUGAUUAGCGCAUCGCUCUUCCUGCGUUUCUUGUGCCCUGCCAUCAUGUCCCCUUCGCUCUUCAAUCUCAUGCAGGAAUACCCAGACGACCGUACCUCUCGAACACUCACCCUCAUUGCCAAAGUCAUCCAAAAUCUUGCUAACUUUGCCAAAUUCGGAAACAAAGAGGAGUACAUGGCCUUCAUGAAUGACUUCCUAGAGCACGAGUGGGCUGGUAUGACUCGAUUUCUGCUUGAGAUCUCAAAUCUUGAGACCAUCUCCAACACCCCGGGCUUUGAGGGCUACAUCGACCUGGGCCGUGAGCUGUCGGUGCUACACUCGCUACUGUGGGAGGUGGUGUCUCAGCUGGACAAGGCGACGGUGGCCAAACUGGGGCCCCUGCCACGUAUUCUUGGCGAUAUCACCCGCUCGUUGUCCAGCCCCAACCCCAUCCAGCAGCAGCUUAGGCGCUUCCAGGACCAUAGCUCCGCUCAUGACAUCAGUGGAAGUGUGUCCUCAGGACUGCAGAGAAUAUUCGAAGACCCAGCAGACAGUGAAAUGAGGAGCAUCAAAUCUCCUGUCCAGGAGCACAUGGAGGCCUUAGUCCGAGGGAAGCAUCCUUUAUUGGGUCAGCAGUCCUCCACUCACAGCAUGAGCUUCUCUGACAAAGAGGAGCGAGACAGUCCACUCCCGAAUGGACGCAGUAUAUCUCUAAUGGACCUGCAGGACUCUUACUUGGCACAGGGGCAUCCGGGUCCUAACUCUCUCAAUGAAGCCCCACCUAGAUUAGGCCGAGUGGGCUCUCAGGCCUCCAUCGGCCCUGUCCCCCCUCCACACCUCCACCAGCCUCCCGUCCAUCCGAAAGUUCCCCAGCUAAGGGACAACUUGCCUCAGAGUGCCCCACAGGUGCGGCGCCCUAUACACCCCUCCCUCAGCCAGCAGCGCAGCCUGCAACCGCUGUCUUUCCAAAACCCUGUUUACCACCUCAGUAACCUGCACGCACAAUCCACGCACUCAACCCAGUCCACGCACUCCGCCCAGUCCCUGCAGCCAGACUCCAGCUCAGAGAACCUGAGCACAGGCAGCUCUCGGAGCGCCAGUCCAAGUGCGUCAGGUGGCCGGGGAGCUACUCCCAGAGCACGGAUGCCUUCCACCAGCAGUGUGGAGGAAGAACUCACCCGCAAAAGCAUCCAGGGCCAGGAGACGCCUCCUCCCUCGGCACGCUGGCACCCUCCCCUUGCAGACCAGCACUCGGGAGCCCAGGUUGUGGUGGUACCGAGGCAGAGCAGCACAGGUACGGCGCAUAUCGUGAAGGUGGAGCAACAGAGUCGAGGAGUGGGGCUGGCGGCAGGAAACGCAGGGCUGCGAAUCCCGAGGUCGCUCCCUCACAGCACUUCCCUGCGUAGCAGCAGCAGCGUCAACACUGAACCCAUGCAGCAGAGCGGCGAGAGAUCCAGACAGCAGUCCACAUGUUCCAAAGACAGUUCGGUUCCAGGAGGACGAGGCACCAAACAGGUACAGUCACCUGUAGAGUCAGUCACCAUGUCCCCAGUGGAGCGAACGGCAGCAUGGGUCCUGAAUAACGGCCAGUAUGAAGAUGAGGAAGAGGAAGGACUGAGCAAAGAUGAUGCCAAACAUGUAGAGAAGUACGAACAGGAAAUCUCGAAGCUGAAGGAGCGUCUGCGGGCGUCUAGUCGGCGACUGGAGGAAUAUGAGAGGCGGCUGCUGGCACAGGAACAGCAGAUGCAGAAACUGCUCUUGGAAUACAAGGCUCGAUUGGAGGACAGCGAAGACCGUCUGCGCAGACAACAGGAGGAGAAAGACAGCCAGAUGAAGAGUAUUAUCUGCAGGCUGAUGGCCGUGGAGGAAGAACUGAAGAGAGACCAUGCAGAGAUGCAGGCGGUCAUAGAUGCCAAACAGAAGAUAAUCGAUGCACAGGAGAAGAGGAUCAGCUCCCUAGAUGCAGCUAACUCUCGGCUGAUGAGUGCCCUCACUCAGGUGAAAGAGCGAUACAGCAUGCACAACCUCCGCAACGGCCUGUCGCCCACCAACCCCACCAAGCUCUCCAUCACUGAAGGUUAUGACUGA
This is a messenger RNA of Sinocyclocheilus rhinocerous, 4336 nucleotides long. RefSeq names its product ras GTPase-activating protein nGAP. The record is from RefSeq and is a predicted model, not a curated record. The transcript is spliced from 21 exons. Lineage: Eukaryota; Metazoa; Chordata; Actinopteri; Cypriniformes; Cyprinidae. Gene Ontology annotation, biological process: regulation of GTPase activity. The coding region runs from base 479 to 4336 and encodes 1285 amino acids.